GUGUGCAUUUGUGAUCUGAUCCAGGCUGGAGGUGUAUCUUUUAAGGGCUCGGGGAUUUUCCCUGGUAAUCUGAAUGAUGUAAUGGCUCUGUUGCCGUCACUAUGAAAUGUUUUAGUUUGCGCAAUAGGGGAGGUAGUGACCUGUGGGGAUAGUGCAGAAAUGAGCAUAUCUAGAAGAAGGAAAACAUGAAAAUUUCUCAACCUACAGAGAUCACUUCGGCAUAAGGGGGAGCCCCAAAGCAGAGAGAAGGGCAGCGUGAAGCAGCAGCAGCAGCAACUUCCCAGCCAGUUGUUUCUGCGCGGGAGAAGCAAACAGGAGAUCAUGAGAGAACUUUAAAGGCGCGUAAGGAAGAAGAAAAUCCUCAGAAAACAAUGGAAAUGAAUGGGCUCAAGCCGGUGCCAGAUUCCUAUGACUAUGAUCUCAUUGUCAUUGGUGGAGGCUCAGGAGGUCUGGCAGCUGCCAAGGAGGCUGCCAAAUAUGAAAAGAAAGUGAUGGUGCUGGACUUUGUCAUGCCUACACCUCAGGGAAGCUCGUGGGGUCUUGGAGGAACAUGUGUAAAUGUGGGCUGUAUACCUAAAAAACUGAUGCAUCAGGCAGCUUUACUGGGACAAGCCUUGCAAGAUUCACGCAAAUUUGGGUGGCAGUUUACAGAAGAAGUCAAACACAACUGGAUGACCAUGACAGAAUCUGUUCAGAAUUACAUUGGUUCACUGAACUGGGGCUAUCGGGUUGCACUGAGAGACAAGAAGGUCACGUAUGAGAAUGCAUAUGGACAAUUUGUCGGGCCACACACAAUUAAGGCAACAAACAAAAAGGGAGUUGAGAAGCUGUACACAGCUGAGAGAUUUAUCAUUGCCACUGGUGAACGACCACGCUACCUGGGUAUACCUGGAGACAAGGAAUAUUGCAUUAGCAGUGAUGACCUUUUCUCUCUGCCUUACUGUCCAGGGAGAACCCUGGUGGUUGGAGCUUCCUAUGUUGCCUUGGAGUGUGCUGGUUUUCUUGCAGGCCUCGGAUUAGAUGUCACUGUAAUGGUGAGAUCCAUUCUUUUAAGAGGAUUUGACCAGGACAUGGCAAACAGAAUUGGUGAAUAUAUGACAGAACAUGGAGUCAAGUUCAUUAGGGAGUUUGUGCCAAUCAAGGUUGAGCGGGUUAAGGAAGGAGCUCCUGGAAUACUGAAAGUUACAGCCAAGUCCACAACAGGGAACCAAAUCAUUGAAGCGGAGUACAAUACUGUGCUGCUGGCAAUUGGACGAGAUCCAUGCACAAGAAAAAUUGGUUUGGACAAAGUUGGAGUGAAUAUCAAUGAAAGAACGGGAAAAAUUCCUGUCAACGAUGAGGAGCAGACAAAUGUUCCGUAUAUCUAUGCUAUUGGAGAUAUCCUGCAGGACAAGCUGGAGCUCACGCCAGUGGCAAUCCAGGCAGGAAGGUUGUUAGUUCAGAGGCUUUAUGCUGGGGCAACUGCUAAGUGUGACUAUGUGAAUGUUCCAACUACUGUAUUUACUCCUUUGGAGUAUGGAGCCUGUGGGUACUCUGAAGAGACCGCAGUGGAGAAAUUUGGGGAGGAAAACAUUGAGGUGUACCAUAGUCAUUUCUGGCCACUGGAGUGGACUGUGCCAUCCAGAGAUAACAACAAAUGCUAUGCAAAGAUAAUUUGCAAUAUUCAAGAUAAUGAGAGAGUCAUUGGUUUCCAUGUCCUUGGUCCAAAUGCUGGAGAAGUCACCCAAGGGUUUGCAGCUGCUAUUAAAUGUGGGUUGACAAAAGAACAGCUGGACAGCACCGUAGGAAUUCAUCCUGUCUGUGCAGAGGUAUUCACCACCCUGUCCGUGACUAAGCGUUCUGGUGAAAGCACCACUGUGAGUGGAUGCUGAGGUUAAAUUCCCCCAUCCUUGCUAUUGCCAGAGACUGACUUUCAUCACAGUGUCUGACUCCUGCGAUUCAGAAGAUUUUGAGAGAAGUCACCCUUGGAUACCUGCAGAAAUGUGUAGAGCUUAACCUGGACACUCCAUCGUCCUAAGGAGAAGAGCUCUGUGGGAGCUGAUCACCUGUGGUGCCUGGCUGGCAAUUAGCAAUGCAAUGGGAAUCUUGACUGUUGAGCUGCUGAUUAGCAGGGCAUGUAAUAUAUGCAUUCAUGAAGUCACAGCCUGAAGCCUGCAUUGUCUGGUGGGCAGUGAUGGAAGAACUGCUAGCACAGCUGGAAAACAACUGUUUUGGUUUGGCUUUAUUCCUCUCUAGUUUCUUUCCUGAACAUUCCUUUCUAGUUCUUUCCAGAAAAAAGAACUUUCCAACUCAGAAAAAUCCCCCCCAAAUCCAGGUAGUUGUAUCAGAUGAAAUAGCUCCUGUGUUCUGGGUCAUGACACAGCAAAUGCAAGGUCUCCUCAUGAGCACACGCUUUACCAGCUCACAUGCCUAUGGAGGGCAAGUUCUACUUGUUUGAUCACGAGGAAGAAAAUAGCCUUAGAAAAAAGUUUAGUACCACCUAAAAUAACAUAUUUCGUGCCUUCCAAACUGACUCUGUUGUGACUUUUUAUUUAGAGAGCCUUAUUUGUGAAAACGUUCUUCUCAGUGAGAAAGGAAAAUAAUUAAGGUCUUUUGAUACAGAAAGUUAUUGUGUUUCUUCCCUGAAAUCAUGCAUAUAAUGCAGAUGUGAUGAUCUUAGCUCUUCCUGAAGCUUAUGUGAUUAUAAUGAAUCUGAUUUGGAGCUGACAGAAUUCCAAUAUUGAAUGAAUUGUCCUUCCAAGAACUCUGUGCAACUUCAUUAAAUUUGAAUAAAUUUCUUUCUUUCCAGGUGAGCUGUCAUAAGCUGCACUAUUUCAGGUCUAAACUACCCACUUUGAACAUAAAAGUAUUGAGAUUUCCUGAAGAUUAGUGAGCCCUUAGAAUCAAAAAAAUUACAUAACCAAACAACAUGCCCCCAAAACAACCAUCCAAACAAACCCUCCAGCCAAACUCCAAAAACCAGUAGUGAAAAAUCUGUUGUGUAGAUAGGGUCUGGAAGUUCUAUUUAGUUCCAUGUGUGCUAUGUUUUAUAUUUAAUUAAGAAAACAAUACUUUUAAAAUGGAAAUUUCAGUGAAAAUACCAGAUUCUUGAGUAUCCCUCCUGUGUUGGAUAAGCUGCAUAUUUACUUGUCAAGUGGCUCUUUGUAAUGGAGAUGAAUGUGUUUUUUUUCAUCUGUUUUCCCAUUUCCCUCUCUUUUAGCAGAAAGGUUUGGAUUACUUUUAUUAAAUGGUUCUUGGGAGUUCAGUAGUGCAGCGUGAACAGGGGUGAAUUCCCCAGCCCUGUGGGCAGAAUGCCUCAUGCCUAAAUUCCUACCUGGUAACAAAUUCAUGUAUUUCUCCUGAGAUUUCUAAAAUAGUGUUGUAAGUUAUUUUUACAAACCCAUUUUAAAUUUUUAAAUGUGUUUUCUAUGGUAUCUACAAGGGUCUGUGAUGGUAUUUUUCUGGCCAGUUUAAUAAAUAAAUCGAUUUGCACAAGCAGA
Passer domesticus (house sparrow) is the source of this 3479-nucleotide messenger RNA. RefSeq names its product thioredoxin reductase 1 (gene TXNRD1). Bases 372 to 1871 code for a protein of 499 amino acids. The record is from RefSeq and is a predicted model, not a curated record. Gene Ontology annotation, molecular function: thioredoxin-disulfide reductase (NADPH) activity; glutathione-disulfide reductase (NADPH) activity; flavin adenine dinucleotide binding. Gene Ontology annotation, biological process: glutathione metabolic process; cellular response to oxidative stress; cell redox homeostasis. Gene Ontology annotation, cellular component: mitochondrion; cytosol. NCBI's taxonomy places the organism in Eukaryota, Metazoa, Chordata, Aves, Passeriformes, Passeridae. The transcript has 15 exons.